Molecule: messenger RNA, 390 nt
Organism: Cavenderia fasciculata
Lineage: Eukaryota; Evosea; Eumycetozoa; Acytosteliales; Cavenderiaceae
Exons: 5
Coding region: 1-390 (129 amino acids)
Source: RefSeq, a predicted model, not a curated record
AUGCGCGAAUUCAGACCAAGAUUUAAUUGGUUGCAAUCUAGAAAUUAUUAUAAUGUAUUUGAGAGAUACAAUAUGUCAAAUAUCAGCGACCCAGCACCCAACACAAUCAAUCGUCGACCGAACAAAGUUAGUAGUUUUCAAUUGAUCGCAUUCAUUCAAAGACAUAGACCUGUAGGUGCACCCAUCCAUCCAUUGUUCUACGUAGCCAUAGUUGGUUUGAAGGAAGGCCAUCAUCGUCAUUCAUCAUCUAUUACAUACGGACCAGACAGAAUACUCGACCCUCCUCGUUCUACUCAUUUAUCAACUCAACUUUUCCUCACUUUCUUUGAGCGAUGCUCCUCAUUGUCGUCGUCAUCAUCAUCAUCCACAUCUGCAAUUAAAUUAAUUUAG